Lodderomyces beijingensis is the source of this 900-nucleotide messenger RNA. The record is from the annotation of a GenBank genome assembly. Lineage: Eukaryota; Fungi; Ascomycota; Pichiomycetes; Serinales; Debaryomycetaceae.
AUGGCCGUUGAACUCGAAGAGCCCCCAAUUGAAAGCAACGCCCAGGUGCUAAAGGACUUGUUUGCAGGCACCAUGGGUGGAAUAGCGCAGGUGCUCGUGGGUCAGCCGUUUGAUACCGUUAAAGUGCGGUUACAAUCAGCACCAGAGGGAACCUAUAGCGGCGCACUCGACGUUAUCAAACAACUCGUGAAAAACGAAGGGUUUGCUGGCUUUUACAAAGGCACAUUGACUCCCUUGAUUGGUGUUGGAGCGUGUGUAUCGGUGCAAUUUUCAGUUAACGAGUUUAUGAAACGGUAUUAUGAUAGAGCCUUGCAAGGUAAACCUUUGGGCUUGGUGCAGUAUUUCAACUGCGGUGCCGUGGCGGGCUUCGCUAAUGGCUUUCUAGCAUCUCCAAUUGAGCAUAUUCGUAUCAGAUUGCAAACUCAAACUGCCCUGCUGAAACAAUUUGUUGGGCCUAUUGACUGCGCGAAAAAGAUUUACGAGAUUGAUGGCAUCAGGGGGAUAUACAAGGGGUUAGGUCCAACUUUGAUUAGAGAGUCUAUUGGAUUGGGCAUUUAUUUCGCUACGUAUGAAGCCCUCGUUGCUAAAGACUUGAAAGACCAUCCACGUUUGACUAGAGCUGAAAUUAAACCAUGGAAGUUGUGCUUGUAUGGUGGAUUGAGCGGAUACGCCUUGUGGAUCGCCAUCUACCCCAUUGACGUUAUCAAAUCGAAACUACAGACUGAUGCUUUGAAGAAUUCUCAGUACAAGACCUCAUUGAGUGUGAUACGGGACGUUUGGAAAAAACAGGGCAUUAAAGGUUUCUACAAGGGGUUCUUGCCCACGAUAUUGAGAGCUGCACCAGCUAAUGGUGCCACCUUUGCCGUGUUUGAAUUGACAAUUAGACUUUUGAACCAAUAG